This is a messenger RNA of Linum trigynum, 3666 nucleotides long. Lineage: Eukaryota; Viridiplantae; Streptophyta; Magnoliopsida; Malpighiales; Linaceae. The record is from the annotation of a GenBank genome assembly.
CUACUUAUUAUUAGGGUCCACCACGUUAUGUAGCACCGUCCAGUUCACGUCCGGUCAACUACUGCAUUACGCAUCAUCGUCCAACAGUAAGUCGAUCAUCUACUACGUCCAGUAGUAAUCCAACUACCCGGAGGUUCCCUUACUUUAAUACCAUCAUCCAUAAAUCAUCACACACAUUCAUCCAUAUGCAUAAGCACAAAGCGUACCUCCACCUUCGGUAGGUGGUGGGACAGUGGCAGACUCAGAAAAUUUACAUAGGGGUGUCUUUUUUCAAAAAAUAAAAUAAAAUAAAAUAAUUAAUAAUUAAUAAAAAUUAUAUUAUUCUUAAUAUAAGAAAAUACCCAACACGUACAAGUUAAAAAAAGUCAAUGAUGUAUUUUCAUAUUCUAAAAGAUUUAUAAAAUACACGUGGUGUCUACAGUGUUCAAUAAAUUUGUCUUGGUAUAUCCUACUAGACAAUUAUUCAUGAACUGACGCAUAUUUGACUUCUAAAUUUGUUCAUGAUGUAACUUAAAGCAGAAAAAGCACUCUCAACACUUGUCGUACAACCAUAAAAUCAAUACAAAUUAAGGAUAGCUUGUAAUUAAAUUAAUUGUUAGGUUUUGAAAAUAAUUAAAGAUAGAGAAUAGGAUUUUGCUAUUACACGGUGUUUAGAAUAUAACAACAACAAAGUUGUAGUCUAAUGAAAAUUAUAUGUAUUAGUAAUAGUAGUAUCCCGGGUUUGAAUUACCCAAACUACCACUUAUAUUCCCAUACGCAAACUACAAACGAGAGUAGUAUAAUCGUUCUUUUAAAUUUCAUGAUGUCCCGGACUAUUAAUUAUAAUUUUUUUAUCAAUACGUAAAUUACUACCGGGGGUUGGAUAAUCGAUCUUCCAAAAUUUAGGGGUGUCCAAUUGGCCCUGGGUACCCCUGCGGUUGGAUACUCAAAUAAAUAAACACGCAUAACUCGUAAAUUAACAACAUGACUUGAAAUAAAUAUGGUGCAUAGUUCAGCACUUCAGCCUAAUAAAACAAUUUUAGAAAUUACGGGCUAAAGUAGAAAGUUUCAGUAUAAUUUGGGUCAAAAUAAUGGAUUAUGAUAGGGUCAGUAAGCAUUCGUAUGAGUAACUAAAUCUGGACCUUUAGAUCUAAGUGGGUCCAUAAAAUUCAGAUCUAAGGGUUGUCAAUUAAAGACAUUUUAUUUUCCCUAGUUUUCUUAAUCGGCUCUUAUCUUCUUCAUUCUAACUCUGAUUUCAAUUUUUUUCCCGUAGAUGGAACGAGUUCGUUGUGCUCUACAAAAUGAGGUCAAUUUUCAAUAUAUUUCGAGAAAGUUUUUUUAUUACCAACUACAUACCGUAUGAUAACUUCUUUAUUUUUAAGUCGUUUUUUUAAAACGUGUGCUCAGAAGUAACGAGUUCAUGAUGAUCUAUUGGAUCUAUAAUUUUCUGGGUGAAAAAAAUACUAGAUAAAAAAUUAUCAUACUUUACCAAUAUGGUAUGUGGGUGGUAACUUGUAGUAAACAAUGAUGUAAGUCGUAAAAUGACAGUUAGUAUACUCCUAUUAUUAUGUAUUCAACCUUCUUACCAUAUUGGUAUGUUCAUACUUCAUACCAUCAUGGUACGCUUUCUUACCAUAUGAUAUUAAAUAGGAGCAUACCAUAUGGUAAUGACUGUUAAAAAAUUAUUCAAUUUUUUUUGUACUAAAAAUAUAUCAAAGUGGAUAUCAUUUUAAAGAGCACAUUUAAUCUGAUUUAUCCGUGAGAAAAAAAAUCGACUUAAAACGAGAGAGAAAUCGUUCAUUAAAAAUUAAAGAGGAAUAGAUAAAAGACUUUCCAGGAGAGAGGAUAUUGAUGUCAUACUGAUAUGAACAGGCUACUCAUGCUUACUAACCAUAGGAUUACUAACCUGAUCCGUUCUCCAAAAUAAUGUAUUAACCCUAUUUUUCUUUUGUUGUCGUUGAUAUUGCCUUAUUGGUAUUUUUUUUUUUUAGAUUAAAGGAAGAGCUGAACGCAUAGAGAGAGAAAGAGGAGGCCGGCGCCGGUGGGCAUGUGGAGCCUGUACGGAUGGCUGUUCAACUUCAUCUUCCUUAUAGCAGUUAUUAGCAUCAUCGGCUACGAGUUAAUGUGCCUCACGGAUCUGGAGUUCGAUUACAUAAACCCGUACGAUUCAGCUCGCCGGAUAAACAUGGUGGUGUUGCCGGAGUACAUUACCCAGGCGGUGUUGUGCCUGUCCUUUCUGUUGACCGGUCACUGGGUGUUGUGCCUCAUCUCGGUGCCUUACCUUUACUUCAAUCUCACGCUCUACUUGCAAAGGAAGCACUUGGUUGAUGUGACGGAGAUAUAUAACCAGCUGAGCAGGGAGAAAAGCCAGAGGCUUUUCAAGCUGGGCUACCUCGUCAUUCUAUUAGUCCUUUCUUUGUUCUGGUUGCUUUGGACCAUCGCGGGGGAAGAAUUUGAUUAAAACUUUGACAAAACCAAGGUAUCCAUUCUACUUGAAUUGAGCCUAUUUGUUCAUUCGUUUGAGCCCUGUCCGUUUCUGUAAGGAAGGAAGUUGAUCAUUCUAGUGUUUACCUGCUUUUCUGGAAGGGCAGAUGGAGACAUAAACUGCUUGCUUGGUUGGAUACUACUUUCAGGGCUUCCACCGCAACCUGGUUUAAGUUUGGAUGAUGUCAAACCUUUGUCUGUCUUUUCGGUCUUAGGUUAAAGUUGCUUCUAAUUUGUACUCUUAUUUUAGGCGUUCCUUUUAUCCAUAAUGGUCUUAACCAAGCUAGUUAGAAGAAUUCGGGCCUGUUUUGUGUGUUGCUUUUGGUUUUGGAGCAGAUACUAAUAGGUUUCAAGCAAUUCCAUAAAAAAAAAUUGUGGGAUGGAAGGUUUAACUGUCGAGCGGAUCUUUCUUUACUUGUGGCAAUAGAGAGAACUUAGCUUGCUGCCUCAACUUAAAGUUAUGCAACUAAAGUAGGUGGGAGUUGUGGAUGUAAGAGGAUAGAUUAACAAGUUGCCGUGAGUCGUCAUGAUGUGAACACAGAAAAAGUUAUGGUUAACGAUCUGAUUGAGUCGCGAACAUGUACUGCUCUUUUUGAGACGUUCGUGGCACUGACUAGUAUUGAAGACCACAAUUUCCCAUCUACUGAAGAUAUUGCUUGGGGGAACAUCAAUGUUGCCAUUCAACAAGAAAAAAAUGGAUAGAAAAGGGAGGUAGACGAAGAAAGUGAAGAAUUGGGAGAGCUUGGUGCUCAACACGGAGAAGAUCCUUCACUAGGAGGAGAUGAUGUUGAAGAAGUGAUUAAAUCACAAGGAAUGAUCUUGGUUGUGGUGUAUGUUAAUGAGCCAAACCAAUGAACACCCAACCUCGAGAAACUCCUUGCAAUGGAUCCAUUCGCCAAGACUUUUUGUCAAAUUGAGGUCACACCAUCAUCAGUUCAUCCUGGUGGAUGCAAUGGUGGUCAAUCUGUACAAAGCUACAUGUUUUGGGGUAAAGAGAUGAAAGAAAAGGAAAGAAGAGGUCUACAUAGGCACAUCAGAGUCUCAAGAUCGAUCAAGUCCACGAGCCUUCAAUCAUGGUCGUACCAAAUGCUUGGGACUUGAGACUUCAAAUAACCAACAAAAACCACUUCAAUGAUGUCUUGGGAUGGACUUGAUGUGCAUUAUAUUAGUGAAAACCAAAUGUAAUCAAAGUUAUAAAUCCUA